Tyto alba (common barn owl) is the source of this 4454-nucleotide messenger RNA. It is a transcript of the gene RGS5, whose product is annotated as regulator of G protein signaling 5. The transcript is spliced from 5 exons. NCBI's taxonomy places the organism in Eukaryota, Metazoa, Chordata, Aves, Strigiformes, Tytonidae. The record is from RefSeq and is a predicted model, not a curated record. Bases 99 to 644 code for a protein of 181 amino acids.
CGAGGGGGGGGAGCCGGGCUGCAGACUGAGCUGCUGCCGCCUGCUUUAGCCAUCGCUCACACUCUUCUCACAGCUGAGGAAAACUAUAGCCUGCCAAGAUGUGCAAAGGAUUAGCAGCGCUGCCCCACACGUGCCUGGAGAGGGCCAAGGAGAUCAAGACUAAGCUGGGCACGCUGCUCCAGAAGCCUGACUCGGCCAUUGACUUCAUCAUCCCUUACCCAGAGAAGCCGGAGAAGCCGCCCAAGGCCCAGAAGCCAUCACCAGAGGAGGCUCUGCAGUGGCGUGAUUCCCUGGAGAAGCUCCUGCAGAAUCCCUAUGGGCUCGCCAGCUUCCGCAGCUUCCUGCGCUCCGAGUUCAGCGAGGAGAACGCCGAGUUUUGGGUGGCCUGCGAGGACUACAAGAAAACCAAGUCCCCUGUGAAGAUGGCAGAAAAGGCCAAGAAGAUCUACGAGGAGUUCAUCCAGACUGAGGCACCCAAAGAGGUGAACAUCGACCACUUCACCAAAGCUGUGACCAUGAAGAACCUGGUGGAGCCAUCACCAAGCAGCUUUGACAUGGCCCAGAAGAGGAUCUUUGCCCUGAUGGAGAAAGACUCUCUGCCCAGAUUUGUGCGGUCGGAGUUUUAUCAGGAGUUAAUCAAGUAGCCACGGGGCAGGGCUGUGCGAGGUGUUCCCCGCGGGCAGUCCCACUGCUUCUGUCUGAACACCUGCCCCUUCUAUUGCAGCUGCUUUGCUUUCUUGAUACCACCCUAGAAGAGCACCCAGGGGCGUUGCUAAACAUUUCCUGCUGUGCUUUGGACUGCCAGACGUCCUGAUGUUUCCUCUCUUUCCUCUCCCUCAAAACCCCCAAGUAGCAGAAAGCCCUGGUGACCCCCCCUGGGUUUGGGACCCAGAGGGGCAGCGGAGCGGCCUCAGCCCCGCAGUGACCAGGAGCCACUCGAGCCGCCGGCACGUCCCUGGCACUGCGGGGCUUGGCUUUAGUUGGAGGCCCUGAGGCCCCCCCUCUGCCUUCUUAAGACUUCUUAGGACGUGACAAUUUUUCUCCCAGUUUUGGCCGUAUCGCUGGUUUGGCCCAGGCUCGCUCCUUCCUCCCACCCUCUCUGGGCGUUGCUGAGGCUGCACGGGGUGCCCCAUGGGUGCUCCCCUCCCCGGCGAGGUCCAGUGCACUGGCAGCCCUGGGGUUUGGGGCGGGAGGGGGGCACGUCCACCUCAUGACUGGCAUCCCCUUCUCCUCAGAAAGCGGCCGAUCAGCAGGCGCAGGGACGGCUGUAGGGCAGAGCCGGGAACCGCACGGCCGUGUGCCGCAGGCUUGGCACGAGGGGUGGGCAGAGCGAGCCUGCGGCACCACUCCCCCAGUGGCUCCGCUUGCAGUCAGCUGCGAGGCAGCCUGCUGGCUUCACACUAAAGACAAUAAAGAGGAUAAAACAAGAUCUGUUUGUUCAAACCACCGGGACUGUUUAGCAACCCAGACCCCUCGCUCGCUCCAACCGCUUGCACGGCGUCCUGAGCUCACAGGCUGCAGCCCGUGCCCGUGUCCCCAGGGCCUACGCGCGGCCCUCAGCAGUGCUGGUGGCUGCUGGUGUGCUCGCAUUCCAGCUUCGGGGAGGGGUGCUGCAGUGAUUUCUUGCUCCAGUUGCUUCUCUCUGCAGUAGGCACGCCAAAGCGAUACUUCUGCACAAACCCAAUCGAGGGGCGUUGGUGAGAGGAGGGAGGACAAUCAUGUUGGGGGAGAAAAAGCUGCAAUUGCAACUGUUCAGGUCCAAUAAAAAAGAACCCUAAAUCCAAAAAAACAAAUCCAAACCCCAAACCGUCAUUGGAAAUAUGAAAAAUAAACCCCUGGCUUUUUGAGCAAACGCCAAACUCUGCUGAGUUUGUGUAGCCUGCAUGUCUCUCUCCUGAUUCCUCCUGUCUGCCCAGGACAUGUUUCCACAUGGCUGCCUCUUAAAAAGACCAGCUCUUUUCAAAUGAUGCUAAGCCAGCCCACUGUUAGCUACCAGAAGAAAUCACAACUGAGGAUGGGGCAAGGGCAUACGUGAAAGGCGGCUGGGGUCUCAUUUCAGCCUCGAGGCGAAGGCGAUGAACUCCCGCUCCGUGGGGCCUGGACGUUCCAUCCCUGCGAUGGUUUCCUGGUGCAGCAUCCGCAGGGCUGUGUCUUGCAAGGGGCACGCUGCAGGGAUGGAGCUGCCCAGCCAGCAACCCGACAGACGCCGGUGAAAUCACAAGUGACCCCGCUCCCAGAAAUCGGACUGGCUACCCCCGGCGGCUCAACCUCAACUGCAAGUCAUGAGACUCCAUCUGAAAUGCUGUAACAUAAACAACAGGUUUGCCAGCCUCUUCAAGACUUUCAAAAUCUGAUCAAAACUCCACCAGCCCCAAAUAUUUACAUGCUGUCACUAUGGUGAUGAAGAAAAAUAUAUCCCGAGCUGGAGGAAGUGGGCUGCUUUUCCAGGCGGGGAUGGGAAGGCAGAGGAAGGAUGGAAGCUAUCACAAACGUGACUGUUUUUUUUUUUCUCUGGAGCAAAUGGCCUGGGAAAGUCGGUGCUGGAGCGGCAGGGGGUGAUGCUCGUGGGGCAUUCCCCUGGGGUGAGCGCAGGGGGCGGCUUGGGCGGCCCCAAAAAGUCCGAGGAAGCCCACAGGCGGCAGGAGGGUCCUGUCAAAAGGGCUCAGGAUCCCCCGGCAGCGCCCACUGCCCAGAGCUGGUGGGCAGCAAGGGGGAGGCAGGAGCGGGGCUGGGUGCUGGAGGGGGCUCGGCCAGCCCUUCUGCUGCAGGAUGCUCCCACUGCCUCUGCCUGGAGAGCUUCUCCACCCUCCUGAUGUCUCCACGAACUGGUGUCAAGACAAGAGGGUUUUGCGUGUUCAAUCUCCCUAUUCAUGGCAUGACUCAUAGAAAUGCAAAACCAGACUUCCCUGAAAAAAGACCCAGAUCUUUCAUUUUUUAUUUAAUCCUUUGGCAGCUAUUUCCAGAUACCCUCACACGUUUCGCAGUUAAAAGCUGGGAUGUUUCACAGCCAAAGCUGGGAUGCUGCUGGAGGCUGGCUUGCUGCUUGUCGUCAAAACCUGAGAUGUCACUAGCUGCAACAGCAACGUAUGGGGCAGGGAGAAGGUGUCUGGGUAUGUAUGUGCCGAAAAGAAAUGCAGAGACUGGAUUCAGGAGAGGUAAAACAGCUCUAUUGGAAAUCCCUCCCCAGCUUGAUUUCUGCUAAAACAUUGGAAGCCUACUUUUGGGGGUGAUUGAACAGGUGCCAGUGAGCUACUGGGUGGCCAUCAGAUAUGGCCCCUGAAGCAUUUCAGAGCUCUUGGGAAGUUGUGUUUGUGUAGAAGGAUCGUUUGGCUAAUUACUUGGGUGGGCUCACUCCAGAAAAGCAGCAAUACCUGUUCCCACUCCACGGCCAAGCUUUCCGCAGGCCCACGGGUAUUUACUGUUGGGCCGAUAUCAACCAUUAUAUUUCUGGUAGGAAAUACUUCAUGUAUUUUAUCGCUCUUGCUCUCAUGAAGUUCAGCAUAUGUAUGAGCACUAUACACACGACGUUGUACAUCUAUAGCCAUAAACAUAUACGAGUAUACACACACACAUAUAUACAUACCUCUAACACAGGCAUCUGCAUCCCCAGUGAGUCAGAGAGCCAAAAAGCAGAGUUUCUGGAUAUUGUGCUUGGGGUCUGUCACGGAGAUGAGCGUGCAUGGGUUUCACAUGGUGCUGGAUGCCAUCGAAGAAAACCCUGGCCAUCCACCCGAGUGAACAUGAAGGUGCAUCUUCCAAAAUAUCCUCUGAAAUCACCCUGGGUGCCUGCAGCCUGGGUGCAUCCUGGCGCCCGAGCCGGCGCAGGAGGUGGGUCUCGUGCUCUCGGAGGGACCCUGACCCCUGCCGUGGGGCAAGGCAACCCCACGUUGCAGCCGGGGUCCCUGGGCACCAGGCGCUGCCUCCGUGCCUCCCCGGCGCCCACUCCUCACCACGGGGACAUGUGGAGGCGGGCUCCCUGCAGCUGCAUCCCUCAGAUUAACGCACAGGGAUUGUUUGCUGCGUGUUUUCUGAUUAAUUCAGUGACCUGGACCCUCGCACCUCACCAGCCACGGUGUGCAUCACCCAGCUCUCCUGCCCCGUGCUGAGGCAGGGCUCUGCCAGUGCUGCCCAGUCCCAGCCCUGGGGAGUGCCGUGGCUACCCACGGCGGGCUGAGGGUGUCCCAGGGCUCAUCCAGGCUCCCCCCAGACCUUGUUCACUCCCUGGAAGGUGCCAAGUGCCAUGGCCAAGGGCUGGAGCAAGGUCAGGAGGGGGGAUCGGCUCCUCACACCCAAGAGCAGCAGGUUUGCAGUCUGACAUUCUCUGUGUGAUUUCCACUAGAGACCUUCAUAUGAGGAAGAUGCGGGACACUGGUGUGCACUGGGGAACUGGUUGUGUUAGCCCGUAUUCUUGUACCACUCAGUAAUCCACACAUAAACAUGAAUUUCUGCUACUA